Molecule: messenger RNA, 3595 nt
Organism: Dunckerocampus dactyliophorus (ringed pipefish)
Lineage: Eukaryota; Metazoa; Chordata; Actinopteri; Syngnathiformes; Syngnathidae
Product: proton myo-inositol cotransporter-like
Exons: 10
Coding region: 293-2155 (620 amino acids)
Biological process (GO): transmembrane transport
Cellular component (GO): membrane
Molecular function (GO): myo-inositol:proton symporter activity
Source: RefSeq, a predicted model, not a curated record
UUUAUUGUGGUGAAAGAGGAGAACGAUCCGUUAACUUAAAUUAGCAAGUUAGCUCGUACAAAUUUGCAAGCCUAUUGUCAAAAACUGCUCGAAACAAAUGUCAGCCUGUCAAGUGAAAUGUUGUUAAUGCUGUUUAGAGUGCAACAUGAUCCUCUCCUGUCGAGUUUCAACUUUGUUUGGGGCCAUUUGACACCUACACAGACUUGACACCUCCCCACUGAGAGCAAAGGAAAAGUUCUACUCUCAAGUCCAUUUGUGUUCUUCUCAGCUUGACCCCUCCUUUCCACUUCCCAUGUUCAGCGGACAGGAUGAGCACAGCUUGAAGCACAUGAGGAGCAUCGUGAUCAUGGGCAGUAAGAAUCACAAAGCGGCAGAGGAUGAUGGAGAGCGCCGUCUCAUCGGGUCCCCAUCAGGAGGUGCUGCCUCCACUGGGGGGGACCCCCCCACACAGCCCUUCGUCUACGUGCUGGCCUUCUUCUCGGCCCUGGGAGGGUUCCUCUUUGGUUACGAUACCGGGGUGGUGUCGGGGGCCAUGCUGCUCCUGAAGAGGGAAAUGAACUUGAACACCCUUUGGCAGGAGCUGGUGGUCUCCAGCACUGUGGGAGCAGCUGCCAUCUCUAGCCUGAGCGGAGGCUUCCUGAACGGGCUGAUGGGGCGCAGGUACUGCACUCUGGUGGCCAGCUCCAUCUUCACCAUUGGCGGAUUAAUCCUGACGUUUGCUCCAGACAAGGAGGUCCUUCUCGUGGGCAGAAUUAUCAUUGGGUUUGGAAUUGGCAUCGCCUCGAUGACCCUGCCCGUGUACAUUGCUGAGGUUUCGCCACCUCACAUGCGAGGUCAGCUCGUCACCAUCAUCACCGUCCUCAUCACGGCCGGCCAGUUUAGCGCAAGCGUGGUUGACGGCGCUUUCAGCUACAUGAAACACGACGGCUGGAGGUACAUGUUGGGUCUGUCAGUGCUGCCGGCCAUACUGCAGUUUGUGGGCUUCCUCUUCCUUCCCGAGAGCCCCCGCUGGCUCAUCCAGAAGGGCAGACACGAGGAGGCCCGCCGGGUCCUGGGCCGGAUCAGAGGCUGCCAGGAUGUGGACGAGGAGUAUGACUUCAUCAAAACCAGCAUCGAGGAGGAGGAGAAGGGCUCUAGAGGAGGGGGUCUAAUCAUCUUUCACAUGCUCAGCCACGGGCCCACCCGCAGGGCUUUGAUCGUGGGCUGCGGCCUUCAGAUGUUCCAGCAGUUGACAGGGAUCAACACAGUCAUGUACUACAGUGCCACCAUUCUCCAGAUGUCCGGUGUGCGGGAUGAAAGGCAGGCUAUUUGGUUGUCCGCUGUAACCUCUGGGACCAACUUUGUAUGCACCUCGCUCAGCAUCUGGCUGGUGGACAGAGUUGGACGCAGGAAGCUGACGCUGGCCAGCCUCACAGGUACCACUUUGAGUCUCAUCGUGUUGUCAGUUGGCUUCUUGCUGUCAGCACAGAACUCUCCAGCUGUGACACUCCAGCCGCUCGACUCCCACAACUCAUCCUGCACAUUAUACGGGUCCUGCUCAGACUGCAUGUUGAACCCUGCUUGUGGAUUUUGCUAUCGUGAGAACAGCAGCAGCAUAUUUGACUCCACCUGCCUACCCGUCAAUCAAAAGUCCACUGACCACUCAGCAUGGGGACAGUGUGCCAACCAGACCGAGGGGCCAGAGAGUCCAUUCUGGGCAUACAACUUCUGUCCCACUUCCUACUCCUGGGUCGUCCUUUUGGGCCUCCUCCUCUACCUGACUUCUUUUGCUCCAGGAAUGGGCCCCAUGCCUUGGACCAUCAACUCUGAGAUCUACCCACUGUGGGCCCGCAGCACUGGCAAUGCCUGCUCAGCCGGAGUCAACUGGAUCUUCAAUGUCCUCCUCUCGCUGACCUUCCUUCACAUCGCAGAGCUUCUCACCUAUCAAGGCGUUUUCUUCCUCUACACGGGCUUCACGAUGCUGGGCCUCCUCUUCCUCUUCUGUUGCCUCCGGGAGACACAAGGUCUGCAACUGGAGGACAUUGAGAACCUGUUCAUGGGUCCACUGUGCUCCUGCGGCACCUCCUCAAACCUCAACAAUCAAAACAUCCAGUACAUCAGGGUAAAAGGCAGCAAUUACCUCCCCUCUGACAACGAUGCCUCCGACGUAGACUAGAUUUUGGUUGGGGGAUUCUGCUUUUCUAAUCUCUUUUGUGGAUUCCCUGUCUUUUUUUUGGGGGGGGGGUAUUUGGGAAGCCUGCUAAAGCUGGGAGAUAAUGACCUGCUGCCCUCUAGUGGCGAGGAGCAAAAAAAAAAAAUGAGCAAAGUUUGCACGAACUGAUGAUUAUUCUUUUUUUUUUUCUUCCCCAAAUAGCACCUUCCAGCUUAGGCAACUCUCUGAUUACUUCCUUUGUGCCUCUUUCAGCUGGGAACUUAGGAACUCGGUACCAUUCUCUUCCUGACUUUCUGUUUGACAAACUUAUCGUUAGCCAUCGUCAAGGUGGUGGCGCCACACAACAGGAUACCCACUCCUCACAAAGUGAUGCAUCAUAGUCCUCAGCCUUUAAAUCACAAAACAUCAUAGUUUCGUCUCUUCUGUGUGAUUGUUAUUUUAUAUUUAUACUGGCACAUUCCAGCAACACAACCUCAUAUGCCAGCAGAGGAUGCCCGUGUAAUCGUGAUCCAGUCACUGUAAAUUUUUUUUCUAUCCUAAGAUAGGUUGCGUUUAUCGCUGAAAACAUAUCUCAUUCGCUCUACGUUGGUAAUGUAUAGCUAUGUGAUAAUAAAGCAUAAAAUGUACAGAAUACUACGGUAAUACGUCAUAUAUAGACAAUGUAACAUGGCAAGAUGGCAAUCGGAAGAGAGCGUCAACAUCAAGUCAGCAGGAGGCUUUGGAUAUGGAGCAGCAUAGUGAUGUAGUGUACGGUGGCGGCCCGAUGCAGCAGCAUAGUUUUAUUAGAGAGGCAAAAAUUGACAUUUUUAUGGGUGUUUCAAUUACUCACGUUUUUUUCACAAGUCGUGGGUGGUCUUACAUAGUAACCCCCAUGAAUAGAAGGUGUCUACUGUGUUGUACCUUCGUGUGUGCUUUAUUUCCAUAGUGGCAUACAGUCUUUAGCCACACUUCCACCGCCAGUCCAGUUCCGUUCAGGACACCACGGUACGGUCCACCAAUCAAAGGACAGCAGUGUUUCUAACUUCGCCCUCACGCCAAUAAGUGGGAACAUACUGUUUACUUAGCUGACAUUCACAUUUUGUACAACGGGGAAAAGUACUGCACUCCAUGGUGGUGGAAAUGGGGCUUUUUCUUUCUUUUUUUAAAAUUUUUUAUUUUAUAUACAUUCCUGAAUCAUUCUCGUGCUUGGUCAUGGUUCACGUCUGUCUCGGCACUUUAAUUUGUUUUGCUUAUUUUUAAUUAUGAUUAAGUACUGCUUUUAAUACACCACAUUGACUACAGUCAAAAAUGUUUUUAGAAAAUUCCGGAAUUCAUUCCAGCAGACUACGGCGCAAUGGGCUCAGACAGCGGCAUAGCCUAUAUAACUGUAAGUACAGCUGCUGGGGAAAGCAAAAAAAAACUAAACGGGAUGCAUGUACACUGGAGUUAUACUUCCGCCCUGUA